UUUCCUUCAUUUGUUUAUUUGGACAAACAAUUUAAUUUACCUUUUUUCUGGUCACCUUUUUUCUAAUUCUCCACUGGUAUAAACUGCUGGUUUUUUAUGCCAGACCAACAUUUAAUCUAGCAGCAAACCUUUACACUAAUCUUUGUUGUAGUAGUGUCCAGCAGGUGGAGCUGCAAUCCUGCAUCUAUCCUGCAGGACCUGCAGAUGGUCCUGAUCCACUCUGAGAACUUAAUCCCGCCUGCAGGUCUUUAAUCCCGUCUCCUCAGGUCCGUUGUCCUUCCAUCUUGGUCCCAGCAUCAGCAUGGAGGAGCUGCUGUUGCCCAACGCCGAGGAGGAAGUCCGCUCCGACCAGGGAUCCUACGCUCCUGGUCCACGGGUCAGGAGUACGGGGGAAUGUUUCAUGUCCUUCCUGAGGUCUUUGGUGAAGAAGGAACUACAGAGGAGUGUGAGGAACUUCUGUCGCAGGCACGGACUCUUGACGCUGUCUGUGGUUGCCGUGGUGACGGGCUGCCUUCUGGGCUUCACGCUGAGAGGAACCCAGCUGUCCACACAGGCUAAAAUAUAUUUCUCAUUUCCUGGAGAGUUGCUGAUGAGGAUGCUAAAGAUGCUCAUUCUUCCUCUCAUCACCUCCAGUCUGAUGUCAGGUCUGUCCUCCAUGGAGUCCAAGGCCUGCUGCCGUAUGGGGGUCCUGACCGUCACCUACUACCUGUGGACCACCUUCAUAGCUGUGGUGGUGGGAAUCGUCCUGGUCCUGAUCAUCAAACCAGGCGUGGGCACAGAGGUGGAGAGCAACCGUUUGGGAGGGGGGCCAGUGAUGACAUCAGCGGAUGCUCUGCUGGACCUCAUUAGAAACAUGGUUCCUUCAAAUCUGAUCGAGGCUACAUUUCAGCAGUAUAAAACAGACCUGGUUCCCAUCCUGAAAAUCCCAACCAGGACCAUCCAAUCUGACUUUGUUUACGUGGUUCCCGAUGAGUCGGAUCCUCAGGGUCGGACCGUCUACCUGGAGCUGACUCCGCCCCCUGAGAUCACCUACAAGACCAGUCCAGGAACUAGUCAGCAGAUGAACGUCCUCGGCAUCGUCAUCUUCUCUGCCACCAUGGGUCUGUUGCUGGGCAGGAUGGGGGAGCGCGGUGCCCCUCUGGUCAAUGUGUGUCAGUGCAUUAACGAGUGUGUGAUGAAAAUCAUCAAUGCUGCAGUUUGGUACUUUCCUUUCGGGAUCAUCUUCCUGGUUGCAGGGAAAAUCCUGGACAUGCAGGAUCCCAGCACCCUGGGCAGGAAGUUGGGUUGGUACGGUAUCACGGUUCUUUCUGGGCUCUUUGUCCACGGAUUGGUCCUCCUUCCACUCUUCUACUUCCUCCUCACCAAGAAAAACCCCUUCUCCUACAUCAGAGGACUUCUGCAGGCCUUGGUCAUCGCCCUGGCAACCUCCUCCAGGUCAGAGGACUGGACCAGACUGGAUCUCAACAAGACCUGGACCAGACUGGACCAGACUGGACAGGACGGUGCUGAUAAGUUGUGUCUUCUGAUCCUGGUUCCUGGUCUCUGUUUCAGCUCAGCUACGUUGCCCAUCACCAUGAAGUGUCUCCUGGAAAACUGUCACGUCGAUCGUCAGAUCGCUCGCUUUGUGCUUCCCGUGGGCGCCACCAUCAACAUGGAUGGAACUGCACUGUAUGAGGCUGUGGCGGCCAUUUUUAUCGCUCAGGUCAAUGACUACGAGCUGGACCUAGGUCAGCUGGUCACCAUCAGCAUCACGGCUACAGCUGCUAGCAUCGGAGCGGCAGGUAUCCCGCAGGCUGGGCUGGUUACCAUGGUGAUAGUGCUGACGUCUGUGGGAUUGCCCCCUGAUGACAUCACACUUAUUGUGGCCAUUGAUUGGAUCCUAGACAGAUUUCGGACAAUGAUCAACGUUCUCGUUCCAUCGUAUGGAACAGGAAAACCUCACAGCUCUGGCAGUGUCAACGUUCCAAUGACUGAAAUUCACCCCAGCACAGAUUCCAUGUUUGAGGCCACGGGCGACUCAGCAGCCGAAAGACACGCCCACACCGUCUAUUACAACAUAUGUCAGGUCUGA
Messenger RNA from Cynoglossus semilaevis (tongue sole), 2071 nucleotides. RefSeq names its product excitatory amino acid transporter 5-like. The record is from RefSeq and is a predicted model, not a curated record. Gene Ontology annotation, cellular component: plasma membrane. NCBI's taxonomy places the organism in Eukaryota, Metazoa, Chordata, Actinopteri, Pleuronectiformes, Cynoglossidae. Gene Ontology annotation, molecular function: glutamate:sodium symporter activity; neutral L-amino acid transmembrane transporter activity; L-glutamate transmembrane transporter activity. Gene Ontology annotation, biological process: L-glutamate transmembrane transport.